Molecule: messenger RNA, 909 nt
Organism: Penicillium malachiteum
Lineage: Eukaryota; Fungi; Ascomycota; Eurotiomycetes; Eurotiales; Aspergillaceae
Exons: 2
Coding region: 1-909 (302 amino acids)
Source: RefSeq, a predicted model, not a curated record
AUGUUACCCCAAGACAACCGUGGUGGCUGGGUGAACCCUGAAGAUCUCAGUCCUAUGCCCCAGUGUAUCGCUCAACAAGAUCAGUCCGCCUGGCUGAGUACUAUGACAAAAUGCACCAAGAGACGAUGCACCCGCCAUUUCGGCGUCAUUUGCACCCAUCAUCAAUGGCUCACUCAGCUCAGCUGUCUCAGCACUUCCUUCUCCCCCGAUGUUAUUGCCAGCUAUUUGCCAUACUGCGAUAGAUCUAUACUCGCUAAGGCGCAACUUUACUCAUGGAUUCGAACAAUCACAGGUAGAACGUGGAUGGUCGAAGUCGGAGAUGCAAAUGGGCUUCAAAAUCUCUCUCCAUCUUCCCUAGCUGAAGGAUAUGCAGCCGUUGACAUAAUUUCUAAUGCACCCAAAUGCCUGACCGGUUCAACCUCUUCUGUGUCAAGGGAACCCUUUCGAUAUGUGAUAGCAUCUUGCGGUUUCACAAGCACCAGCCAAGACACCGGCAAUGCUGCUCGUCCUUGGGAAUAUAGUGGAUCUUUACAUUCUAUGGUUGCGCUGGAUUUUGAAACUGUUGGUUAUGAUCUCGUCGGGGCUCGCAUCAAAGACGGCGACUACUUUGAUAAAGAUUGCUUCUGCGGUGUCUUCACGAUAAACCUCGAACAAGAACCCUGCACAAGGUCAGAGAAGUUGGACAUCACGAAGGAGUGUCUUUGGAUUAAUGCCACCUGUGGAUCAACAUCCUUACCAGAUGGUUGGGCGGAUACACUCAUGACCACACAAUUCUCAUUUAUACCUAUCGAAGAUUGGCAAUGGCCAAUGUGUGUCGCAGAUAUGCCAAAGGAUGUGAUUGAGCUUACUGAUCAGUGCGCGACUGAUGCUUGUGAGGUCGACUCCAGUGGCUAUUGUAACACUAUGUGA